Molecule: messenger RNA, 5825 nt
Organism: Fukomys damarensis (Damara mole-rat)
Lineage: Eukaryota; Metazoa; Chordata; Mammalia; Rodentia; Bathyergidae
Gene: Tmem74
Product: transmembrane protein 74
Exons: 1
Coding region: 290-1288 (332 amino acids)
Source: RefSeq, a predicted model, not a curated record
CCUUCUCCUUUGAGGGGUCCUAUCACAGGAAUGUGUGAGUCCUUGGAUAAAUUUGGUUUGGUGACGAUAGUGUGCUUUCUCCAGAGACACUGCCACUUCCUCCCUGCUCCUUUUCUACCCUGAUUUUCUCACUUUUAACUCCUGUGACAAGUCAGGUGGUUUUCCCUUUUCACACUCUCCAGCUACUAGGAAUCUCCCUUUGGCUCCUUGUAGGAGGAAUUGGGCUGAGGUGCCCUUUUGGUGACUGCAAAGGAGAUGGGGCCCUCAGAAACAGCACUUCUGAUGGCUCAUGGUCUGCCUUAAGAAUACGGAGUCCUUAUCUGUGCUGCUCCUGGAAGAACUUCUAGAAGCUUCUGGGGGCCAUCUGCCUAGCUCCAUGGAGCUCCAUUGCCUUGCUAAGAAAAGCAACCAGGCAGACCUGUGUAACUUCAUAGACUGUCGUGCAAAAGGGCCUCUUGGGAACCAGGAAGAGGUGGCAGCCAUCAGAGCUGCUCUGUGCUGUGAGAAACACUGCAAGUCCGUACCAAGAGCAGCUGUAAUGGAAAGAUCUAGACAUAGCCCUUCCCUGGAACCCCACUCCUCCUCCCAGCAAGACAGCACUAUUCAGGUAGCCUUCUUCCCAGAAGGACCCCCUGGGAACAGCCAGAUGUCAUCAGAACGGAAAGUCUGCUACUGCUGCAGCCAGGAGCUAGAAACUUCUUUCACCUAUGUAGAUGAGAAUGUCAACCUGGAGCAACGAACCCAGAGGUCCCCUUCAGUAAAAGGGAGUAAUUGCUCUGGAGACUUUGUCUGGGGAAAUCCAAAUGAAUGGUCCCAUGAGGCUGCCAUAUCUUUGUUAUCUGAGGAUGAAGACGACACAAGUUCAGAAGCCACCUCUUCAGGGAUGUCAGUGGACUAUGGUUUCAUCAGUGCAAUCUUGUUCUUAGUCACUGGCAUCUUGCUAGUGAUCAUUUCUUACAUUGUCCCACGGGAGGUGACUGUGGAUCCCAGCACAGUGGCAGCCCGGGAGAUGGAACGUCUAGAGAAAGAGAGUGCACAGUUGGGGGCUCACCUGGACCGCUGUGUGAUUGCUGGGCUCUGCCUCCUUACUCUUGGAGGUGUCGUUCUGUCCUGUUUGCUGAUGAUGUCUAUGUGGAAGGGGGAGCUGUAUCAGCGAAGUAGAUUUGCUUCUUCCAAUGAAUCUGCAAAAUUCUAUGGUUCUUUCAACUUCAGGAUGAAAACCAGCACUAAUGAAAACACCCUGGAACUGUCCUUGGUAGAGGAAGAUUCUCUUGCUGUACGGAGUUAACUCUGUACUUCCUGAGAUUCUGCCUUGGCAUUUUAUGUAAAAAUGUUUUCGUAAAAUUAAUAAUGUGAGUUACUUGCCCAGCAAGAAAAGUUUAUUUCACAAACCAACAAGCAGCCAGUGAGUGUUUUGUUCAAGUGUCUUCUAUUUAGAAGUCAUGUAAAAUGCAUAAGAAACCACAACUAGCCACACCUAGCUUUGUGAGAGCUGUAAACAGUAUGUAAUGGCCAUGAGCUUCUAUUUGUAUAGCAAAAUAAUUCUAAUGACCCAAUAUACAAGUGAUUUCUUUUAUAAAACUAUAGUAUUCUUAGGUACAUGGAAAUUGAACGUAUAAUGGGGUUGAUUGGCAAUCUAUUUUGUGAAAAAUAAGCACUAAUCACUUAGUAAAGCAUACAUUUAAUUCUCAGAGGUGCUUAUCCAUUUUCUUGCUGGAUUUUCAUGAUAUAAUUUGGCUAAAUACUGAAAUGCAGAUGUUUGAGUAUGGAUAUUUUGAGGCUUGAGAAUGUUGGGUUAUUUUUAAACUAGAAAAAUGUUAUACUUAAAUUAUUCCUGUAUUUAGAAAUGGCAACUAUGUUAUUAGAGUAAACUUUCUAAUAAAGACCAGUGUAAAAUAAACCUGCAGUGUUAGUGCCAGAUAUUUGCCAUUGUCCCGUGCCCUUUUUCUGAGUGAGGUAAAAUGUAGUUGCUGAUAUAAAUGUUAUUUCUGUUUGUGGUUUUGUCAUCAUUCUGGUUAUUUGUGCUCUUGAAGUCUUUGCCAUUUUUCAUAUCAGAAAGGCAAAGCAUGAGACUUCAAAUACACCUCCAGAUAUCUAACCAUCGAGACAAAUCUGAGUCAUGAUUGGCUCUGGCAUGCUCCCAUGCAGUGUUUCAUUAUGGUUGUUUGGAGAUAAUCUCUGAUAGAUUGCAGCUAGACUCGGGAGCUAAACCUGGUAAACUAUGUCAUUUGCCACCAGUCUUUGCCUCAGGAAUCUUUAUGCCCACAGCCAAAAUAAUGCAAUUGGAAGAGAGAAAGACCAACUUCAAUUCAUUGGGCACAGUGCCCACCACCAAUGUGACUCCUCCCAGACAGGUCCAGACAUCUUUCUGAGCACGUUGUGUUUGGUCUCCUCAGUAACUGUGUACUUUAGCCUCAUAAAGUGCAAUUUCUUAGUCUAAGAGGGACAAAAUGGGCAGUGUGGUCAUAUACUCAGUGUCCACACUGCUACUGCCACAGUAUGGAAUUGUUUAGUAAGGGUCAGGGAUGCAGCCUCAGAAAUAUCUUGCAGUGUGGGCCUGUUCCUGAGGUGUUUCCAGCCUCCCACUGUAGGAGUUAUCACUAAUCCUAUGUCUGAGUUUGUGUGGUAGAUGACAUCUAGCAGUGUGUGAGUCAGGAUAUUACAUGAAUGACCAGUGGUGGAUAUCAAGUCCAUUUGAUGGGUAGGGUAGCUGUGUGUUACUAGGCGUCUAGCUAAAGUACAAAAAGAGAUGAUGGGGGCAGAUGUGUGAAGGAAUCAUGAGAAAUCAAGAUUCUUGUUUUCUAUAGCUGGCGUGUGCUUUUAGAUAAACUUUCUGUUUGACUGUGAAUCUCAUGUUACGGUUUUUAUUGAGGCUACCUUCCCAGCAGUAUAAAUGUUAUGUCCUGAAGGUUUAUAAAUUGGCUGAUUCUAGCCUGUUUGAGCUGCUUUGAGGUUCAGACAGGAAGGAAAUAGUCUUCCUGAGUGAGCAAGCAGGCCUUACGUGGGUUAAAAACAAAAAAACAAAAAAACAAAACUAAAAUUUACAUUGUAAAAUCUACAUGUUUAUUCAUGGAGCCUUAGUGAGACCAACUACAUUUUGUUUGUAUUAAUUAGUGAAGCAAAAUUCACUAGCCAAGUAGAAGACUAAACCGAGUUAAUUUGUAGCCUGAUGAUCCGUUCAAACAGGAUGAGUGUCUUUUCAGUUCUGUAAAAUUGAUAAUAAAAGAGAAAAGCCAGUGCUUUUCAUUUGGAAGUGUUUAAUGAAUCUUGCAUACUACCAGAUUUAUAGGUGUGAUCUAAAGUCAACAUUAAAUAAAAGCUAUUUAGGAAAAGAACAUAUAUAUUCAAGUGGAGGUGGGGACCUAACCUGUGAGAAUAUUUUUUUUUCCUGUGGAACUCUAAAAUUUUCCUUAAGAUUUAAAUUGAAAGUUGACAGCAAGUAAAUUCUUAUUUUGAUAAUAUUAUUUAGAUCUGCUAAAAUAUAGAGGACAACUCUUUUUCAGUCAGCCUUCCCCCAUGUAUUUAGUUUGAGAAGUCCCCCUCCAUUUUGUAAGUGCCUGAAUUGAAGACAAAGAUUUCUUGAUUUUGAAAAUAAACCAGAUAAAGAAAGGUACACAACUUUGAACACCAUUGUUCCUAGUCUUAGUCUUAUACCAAAUGUUUUGAUGGUAGAAGUACUUUGGCCAGACCAGGUGAGAAAUGCUACAGACUGCAGAGUCAGUAGCUAUGGUGUCGGUCUAGAAACCUUCACAGAAAUUUGUGACCUUAUAUCUGUCUCUUCAACAUGUUGCCAGUUAUCUGUCAAAGUUUUUAUUACUGGACCUGGAGAAGCAGAAUUUACAGAAGCCCUACACCUUAAGCUUGUUUGUCUGGUUUCAAGAAUCUCAUCUAAGUGUCUCUUCCUAAUCUUAAAGAGAAGGCAGCUAAACCUUCAGCCAUGUGGGCCAACAGUGUCAGGACCAGAAAGAAAGCUGCCUUUCUUUGCUACUGACUUCUGAAUGUUGCUAGUGCACAAUUCAUGCUUUCUAAUGUCUUUCUAAAACUGCCUAUUUAAGACACUUUAAACUGUGGUAGAAUUUGAAGUUUUCUUCGCAAUGCCAUGGGUCCUUGCCAGCUGUUGGAAGCUCUUGAAGCAGGCCAUAUAAUACGAUGUACUGGCCUUACAUAUGAAGAAUGUCUUCUCCCCAGGCUUCCCAUUGCAGAGCUGAUUUGUGGUUCAGAAUAGUACAGGGCUGUUUGGAAGCAGGAAGUCCUUGCUGGGCUGUGCAUGGUUUUACUCACAUGAAUGCCAUGUACCUUGAUUCUGUGCUAUCUAGCUGAUUUCCUUGAUAUAUAAAAUAGGCUUUGCAUCUGCUUAAAUGUUUGAUCCAUCCCCUCAUACUUAGCUUUUUUAGAGACCCAGUUCAACCAGUACUGGCACAUGUCUUGAGUUGCAAGUUUAGACAAACUACCAGAAUCUUUUGUGUAUUCUCUUUAUCCCCAUAUAAAGGUCAAAUGAAUGAGUGAACUUCAUGUCAGUUAUAUAUCAGGAGUUAAGGAUCUGAGCCUAAGGUACUCUUUUUUACUUUGUUGGGAAAGGCAAAAAUUCUAGAGAGUUGAAUUAGAGUAUUAUGACCUUCUUGCUUCACAUGUGUACCUGAAUUAAUCUCUACUUAAAGGGAAACUAUUCUAUGUAUAUGUUAGAAGAAGGAUUUUCUUGAUCUUAAGAUCAGAUUCUGUUGUAGCAGUUAAUACUACCAAAAAAUUGGUCUGACCAGUGAGAGUCACAAUUUUUGCAAAUGCUUUACCUGUUAUAGCAGAUUUAAUACCAUAACUAGAUUCCACAGCAACAAAGGAAUAAAGCAGAUCCUUAUACUUCUCUGUAAUAGAUUUAGUCUUUCCCAGAAUUAGGCAUAAAGAAUGACUUUGAAAAGAAGUAUGAAAAUCAAGUCUCACUGAUUUUUUCCAGUGUAUAAGAUCUUACAAGAUAUAUCAUUCUUUUAUCUAAUUACAGCUAUAUCAUUGUAUGCCCAGAUAGUACUCCAUAAUCCUCUCUCCUCACUUUUAUGAGCAUACAUCUUAGGAAGUAAUUUCCCUAACUAGAACAUUGACAUUGUAAAAAUAGAGAUGAUAAACACAUAAAACUGAUUUCAAAAAUCCAUGGUUUCCACUUAAAAGAGUGUACUUGUGAUUUUUGUCUGUUGGUAUGCAAGUUUAUGUGCACAAGUCUAUAAAUGUAUUAGGUUAUAUUUUGUAGUUGUAGAACUUUAAUAUCCCAAAGCUGAUGUUAUAAUAGUUUUGUUACAGGAGUUUGGAGUGCCUUAAUGUUGACUUUAAAAAUAGGAGAAGUCUUUUACAAGUCAUGGAUGAAGAAUUUGUAAUCAACCACAGACUAAGAUGCCAUAAUUAUAGAAAUCUGUUUUGGUUAUUCAGUAUCCCACAAAUGUUUAUUGAUAUACUUUUUUAACCUUUCAAUUUCAGGCUCCUAAGACUAUAACAUAUUUUGAAAUUAUUUUACUGUGAAUUAGUGCUUUGUUACAGGAAAAUAGAAGCAGCAUUUUCCUUUGCUCCAAGUUUUGGUAACUCUCCUAUACUUCAGAAACAGCCAAACUGUUUCCCACUGCCAUCUUUGUGCUUCCUAGCCAGGCUCAAAACAAAUGUCAUGAAAGAAAGCAAGGAUAGUUAUACCUAUAUGGUAUAUUUAGAGUUUUCACUGUAUGGUUCUUAUCACGCUUUUAAUUCCACUUUUCUUGCCAAACAAAAAUAAUUUGAUGAUGAUUAUGUGUUUUUAUAUUAAAAGGGCAAUUAUUAAGGUUAUGAGUUUUUUCUUAUGGUAUUUGAUGCCU